This is a messenger RNA of Myxocyprinus asiaticus (Chinese sucker), 8404 nucleotides long. RefSeq names its product plexin-B2-like. NCBI's taxonomy places the organism in Eukaryota, Metazoa, Chordata, Actinopteri, Cypriniformes, Catostomidae. The transcript has 39 exons. The coding region runs from base 786 to 6389 and encodes 1867 amino acids. Gene Ontology annotation, molecular function: semaphorin receptor activity; protein binding. The record is from RefSeq and is a predicted model, not a curated record. Gene Ontology annotation, biological process: negative regulation of cell adhesion; regulation of GTPase activity; regulation of cell shape. Gene Ontology annotation, cellular component: semaphorin receptor complex.
AGUCGGUCAGGUCCGCACAAGUCCCGUAUCCACAUACAUCAGUUGGGGGCGGGGGUCGUUGGCUCCACUGAUGUUUGGAAAUCUCACACAGGUACCCGCGAACAUUCACACCUGGCGGUUCAUCUGAAGCUCAGCCUACAGGGCGUGGAAAAGCCAGGAAUUGUUUUCGACGCUGGAUUCCCAAUACAUAGCCCAUACUUGCACAGUUCUUCGGAUUUCCCCAAACAAAGUGCUUCGCCUCCCCGGCUUUAUUGCGAGGAAUAUUAUUGUUUUUUUCUUUCUGCUUACUUCAUUUGUCAUUUUGGGAGAAGAAUAAUGUAAAGCUUUUAUCGCGAUCGGUCUCUGAGGGUUUUGAUCGGCAGUCUGCCAGUUUACGAACAGAAAUCUUGAUCUGGCAUCGCGAGGUCGUUUCCGAAAGUAGGUGACGAUAUGCAUGAAGAAUGUGAAUCAUUAGAAAACAGAGGAAGAAUGCUGCCUUUAUGUGCUUUUUGGAGCUUCAAAGAUCUGGCCACCAUUCACUUGCAUUGAAUGGACCAACAGAGCUGAGAUAUUCUUCUAAAAUCUUUGUGUUCUACAGAAGAAAGAAAGUCAUACACAUCUGGGAUGGCAUGAGGUGUGUCUGCAGCAGUACUCAAGUGGAUCAGAGGAAAAAGAAAAGGAGGAGGAGGGCAGAGAGGGGGAAAAGUGAAAAUGUUUCCCCUGUGUACUGCCCAUCAACUUUGAGCACUUGACUCACCUGCUCCCAAACUCAGUGGUUCCAGCUCCAAUACAGGACACCUUUUAAAAUGUGUAAAAUGGAGGGGAGGGCUUUGGUGCGGUUGUCCUUGCUGCUGUGUUUUGGCUCGGCUUGCUGUGAUUAUGCUCAAGACCAGUUCUCCUCUGCUACUGUCAUCAACAAUGUCGUUCAGGACCCUCACACGGGCCGGAUCUACUUGGGUGCUGUUAAUGCCAUCUAUCAACUAAACUCCAGCCUUCGACUGGAGAGCAUCACCGUGACAGGCCCUAAACUCGACCACCCACACUGCACUCCCCCAAUCACUACCCAAUGCAAUAACGCAAAGGACACAGACAACAUCAACAAACUCCUGCUGGUCAAUUCUGCCAACGGCACCUUGGUCGUGUGUGGUAGUGUUUUCAGGGGCAUCUGCUCCUUGGUGAACCUCAGCAGCGUGGAGAAACCGGUGUACUACAGUGACACCAAAGGUGAGAAGACAUACGUGGCAAGUACUGAGGAGUCUGUUGCUGUGGUGGGGGUAAUUUCGUAUUUCAUAGACACUAAUUCCAACACUAACCUCAGCGUGUUUCUAGUGGGGAAGGGUUACGGUAGCUCGGACAGUUCAAAACUUGUCAGCACUCGGUUGCUGCAGGAGCAUGAUGAAAUGGAUGUCUUUGAGAACAUUGUUGAAGCAUCCACAGUGCAGGCCAGCCCCUUUGUUCAACGCUACGUCCAUGACUUUCGCCAUGCCUUUAAGGAUAACGGCUAUAUCUACUUCCUGUUCUCACGCACUUCGGGCACCAGUGACAGUAGAAAGAUCACUUUCAUAGCACGCCUAUGUGAGAACGACCAUCAUUAUUAUUCCUAUACCGAGCUACAGCUCAACUGCACAGUCAACACUGAACUUCAAGAAAACACAUAUAACAAAGUCCAGGCAGCACAUCUGACCACCCCUGGAGAAGUUCUGGCUCAGAAUAUCACUCCUUCAAAUCCAAACAAUAAAGUUCUUUUUGCAGUGUUCAGUGCAGAUGAGGACGGCAGCAGAUCAGCCUUGUGCAUGUACCCGCUCAGCAGCAUCAACGCAAGACUUGAGGAGGUGAUUGAGUCCUGCUACACCGGGGAAGUUUUGGAGGAUGACAAACCAAAAACUGUUUAUUCGCCCUACAUCUCCAAGACAGAGGCCAUCUGUAAGACCAAAAGAGACAAGAACAUGGUGAAGGAUUACAAAUGUGGAGCAGAGUUCCUGCCCACUCCACUAGCCAGUAAACCCGAAUAUGCUCUUGCCGUUAAACCCGUCUUCACCCGAAAGGACAUGCUGGCAGCAGUUGCUGUGGCAGUGGAGAACGAGCACACUGUGGCCUUCUUGGGAACCAGUGGGGGAGAAGUGUUAAAGGUGCAUCUUGAUCCUAGCCAUUCAGAAUUUUAUCACAGGAUUCCAGGAGAACGCACAGAUGGUGGGGUGAACAAAAUCCUCUUUUUUGAUUCCAGUUUGGACCACCUUUACAUCACCAUAGGCAGAAAGAUCACCAAAGUGCCGGUGCAGGCCUGUGAAGAGAAGAAAGACUGUCAUUCGUGUGUGUCCCAGCGGGAUCCAUUCUGUGGCUGGUGUACGUUGGAGGGGCGCUGUACCAGGAAGAAGGACUGUAGCAGAGGAGAAGAGGAGCAUGCCUGGCUGUGGAGUCCAAAGCAAACGUGUGUCACCAUUCAGUCUUUUGAGCCCCCAAACAUCAGCUGCAAGAAGACAGAUAGUCCAAAGGUAGAAAUUGAGGUCCUCUCGCUUCCCAGUAUCAACAGUCCUGAUAGUCUUAAAUGUGUGUUUGGUAAAUACAGUAGCUUCGCUACUAUGUAUCAUUCACGAGUCAUUUGUGAUCUCCCGUCCUCUCCAGACAUACCAGCCACACCUGAGAUGCAAGAUUUUGUGGCUGUACCAGUGAGGAUCAUGGUUAAUGAUGAUAUCGAAGUUGUUUCCAGUACGUACGAUUUUUACAACUGUGCUGCGGUGGUGAAGAGAGCACAGAAUACACCAUGCAUUGCGUGUGUAACCAGUAAGUGGGGCUGCCAGUGGAACAUUCAGGAGCACACAUGCAGUGAUACAGAUGACACUGUAGAGGGUGAUCAUAUCAUCAAACAUCUGGAGGAUGGCAAGUGUCCACAGUUUGAGAUCCCAGAACCUCUGCUUAUUCCUGUUGGGUUCAAAACCCCCAUCACCUUUCAGGGCAAAAACCUGGAGGAAUAUUCGGGCAAAACCUUUCAGAUUGGCACUGAGCUCAUGAAACAGGUGGGUGAGGUGAUUGUGGAGGCUGAUGGGUUAAAGUACAGUUUUGAAGGAUAUGAGUUUGCUUAUGACAAAGAGCCAGAGGUGAAUGUGACAUUCUACAUAAUGGAUAAAGACACGGAGAGGAAGAUUGACAGCACACUUAGAGUGGUCCUCUACAACUGUUCUGUAAGGCGUGAGGACUGCAGUCUGUGUAAGAACACUGAACAGAAGUAUGACUGUGUGUGGUGCAAUACCACAAAAUCCUGCAUCUACAGACGGCUGUGUAGACAGGAACUUGAGCAGUGUCCUCCACCCAAGAUCGCUGAUAUUGUUCCACGGUAUGGGCCAAUGAAUGGGCAAAUCUCUGUCACCAUUAAGGGCUCCAACUUGGGCAUCAAACAAGAGGACAUUAAGAGGAUCACUGUGGCAGGAGUGCAAUGUGUUCAUCAACCCGAGAGAUACUCAGUCUCUACCAGUGUUGUGUGUGAGAUCGGGCCCUACCCCUUAGGACCCCCCGAGGACAUGUCCAAUGAGCCCACCCUAGAAGGACCAGUAGAAGUGGAGGUGGAAGGAGGGAGAACAGGAUUGUCUUAUGUGAAGUUCACGUACAGGGACCCUGUUCCCAAGGCUGUGUACCCCUCUAAAGGCCCCGCUGCUGGGGGAACCAUCAUCACUAUCACAGGGCAGGACCUCGACACGGCUAGUAAAGAUGACAUCAGCGUCAUAGUAGGAGGAGAGCCUUGUGAAGUGUUGACGUUUGGGUGGGAGAUUACCUGUAAAACAGGCCCUUAUAAAGGACAAAAGAUUCCCUCGGACAAGUUGAUUGUUGUGAAAUACGGCAAGGACACCUCCAAAGAAGUCAGCGGAUUUGAGUACUCAGCCAAUCCCAAAGUUGCAGAUUACGCUCCACGUGCCAGCUUUGUUUGUGGAGGUCGUAAGAUCUUGGUGAUGGGAUCAGGAUUUGAUCAAGUGCAGAGAGCAACCAUGCGAGUGCUGCCCUCUUCUGACGAACUCAUUCAAAAGUCCAGCAAUGUGGAGUUCGUACAGGAGGUUACAAGCAAGAACGAGACAGUACUGGAGUUCCUCUCUCCGAUUGUGAACAAGUCCUACGAGAACCAGUCCUUAAGAACCAUCAUCCAGCUUGACAACUUGGUGGAGAACCUGACGGAGUUCGUCUAUCAUCCAGAUCCCACGUUUGAGCGUUUGACCGAUAAAGCCAUCACGGAAGGCAGCAUUAUUAACGUUAAUGGUCAAGGUUUUUCCAAAGCCAUGACUGCCAUAGAGGCCCAGGCGUUUGUGGGCGAUGAGCCUUGUGCAGUGACAAUCCUGGAGGAUGAUAAGCUGUUUCUGGUGGCCCCCUCGAGCCCUCCUAAAUCCACCUCCAGACGCCAUCGCAGAGACACAAGUUCAGAGGCUAUGGAACUGCUGAUAAAAUUCGGAAAUGGAGAGUGGGAUGUUGGCUCUGUGCACUUUGAGAGGAAAUAUGAGGUUCCUCUUUACAUCAUCAUUCCUGCUGUCAUUGUUCCAAUGGUGCUCUUCAUUGCGGUGUCAAUCUAUUGCUAUAGGAGAAAAAGUCAGCAAGCAGAAAGGGAGUACGAGAAGAUAAAAAAUCAGCUGGCCAAUCUCGAAGAAAGUGUACGUGAUCGCUGUAAAAAGGAGUUCACAGAUUUAAUGAUUGAGAUGGAAGAUCACACUAGUGAUCUAAGCGAAGCUCGGAUCCCAUUCCUGGAUUACAAGAACUACACGGAUCGCGUAUUCUUCCUGCCCUCCCAAGAUGGAGCCAACGAUGUCAUGAUCACCGGCAAGCUGGAUAUCCCAGAAUCACGCAGAGCCAUCAUAGACCAGGCACUCAACCAGUUCUCCAACCUCCUGAACAGCAAAACCUUCCUCAUCAAUUUCAUUCGUACUCUGGAGGGCAAGCAGGAGUUCAAUGCCAGGAAUAAGGUGUACUUUGCAUCCCUGUUGACGGUGGCUCUACAUGGCAAAUUGGAGUAUUACACAGACAUCAUGAGAACGCUCCUGCUGGAGCUGAUGGAGGAGUAUGUUCACAGCAAGAACCCUAAACUCAUGCUUCGCAGGUCCGAGACAGUCGUAGAGAGGAUGUUGUGUAACUGGAUGUCCAUAUGUCUCUACCAGUUUUUGAAGGACUCAGCUGGUGAGCCGCUGUAUAAGCUCUUUAAGGCUAUUAAACACCAGGUGGAAAAAGGACCGGUUGAUGCCAAGAUGAAGAAAGCCAAGUACACUCUGAAUGACACUGGACUUCUUGGAGAUGAUGUUGAGUACAUAGUCUUGACCCUACAGGUGCUGGUUCAUGGCGAGGGUCCCGACGUUACCCCUGUCAAAGUGCUGAACUGUGACACCAUCUCCCAGGUGAAGGAGAAGAUCAUCGAACAGGUGUACAGAAAUCUGCCAUACUCACAGAGACCAACAGUGGACUGCUUCGCUCUGGAGUGGCGCCCCGGAUCUACAGGGCAGAUCCUGUCUGAUUUGGACUUGACAUCACAGAAGGAGGGGAGAUGGAAACGGCUCAACACGCUGGCUCAUUACAAUGUGAGAGACGGUGCCACACUGGUUUUGUCCAGAGUUCUGCACACUCAGCAGUCUUAUGACCAGCACCAGGACAACCACGAAGAGAGAAAUGCUUUGCUGGAGGAUGAUAAAGUAUUUCACCUGGUUAGACCUGCAGAUGAACUGGAUGAAGUGAAAUCAAAGAGAGGUAGUAUGAAAGACAAGGCCACCACGAAAGCCAUCACUGAGAUCUACCUGACCAGACUGCUCUCUAUGAAGGGUACGCUGCAGCAGUUUGUGGAUGAUUUCUUCCGCAAUGUGUUGUGUUCUGGAAAUGUGGUUCCUCCUGCAGUCAAAUAUUUCUUUGACUUCCUGGAUGAACAAGCGCUAAAGCAUGACAAUGUCGAUGAAGAGACCAUCCACAUAUGGAAAACCAACAGUCUGCCUCUGCGGUUUUGGGUAAACAUUUUGAAAAACCCGCACUUCAUCUUCGACGUUCACGUGACGGAGGUGGUGGAUGCCUCUCUAUCCGUCAUCGCCCAGACCUUUAUGGACGCCUGCACCAAGUCUGACCACAAACUGACCCGGGAGUCCCCAAGCAACAAGCUGCUAUAUGCAAAGGAAAUAUCCACUUACAAGAAGAUGGUUGAUGAUUAUUACAAAGGCAUCCGUCAGAUGGUUCCAGUCAGUGACCAGGACAUGAACACGCACCUUGCAGAGGUUUCACGUUCUCACACAGAUAAGUUGAACACUCAAGUUGCAUUACAUCAGCUUUACCAGUAUGCCAGCAAGUACUUCGAUGGGAUUAUUUCGUCUUUGGAAGACGACCCUGCCGCCCAGAGCAAACAGCUGACCCUCAGACUGCAGCAGAUCGCCGCUGCGUUGGAGAAUAAAGUGACUGACCUUUAAUGUCAAGAAGCAGAGACUCGCUGGGGAGAAAGAAGAAGGACGUGCCAAUAAAUUCAAGACACAGCCCACUUCAGUGUGCUACAAAACUUCCAGAGGACUCAAAAAUUAAUGGAGCCUCCACUGCGUGAACGAGAAGCUAGGGAGCGUUCAGCUUUGCUCUUGAUUCAGAGGGACCAAUAUACACUCUGACCAGAGGGGUACUUGAUAAACUUUGAGGAAAAAUGAAAACUCUCUAUGGUACUUCUCAGAUCAGCACAUGCACAAUGAAAAACAUCCAGCAUUUAUUUUUUCUCCUCUGCCAAUAAUCGUUCAGUAUAUUCUUCCUGUGUAGAUGAAAUGAAAGAAUAGUAUUAUAUGUAAAUAUAUUUUUACACUAAAGGCUACAAGAGGCUUUAAAACAAAAUGAGAGAUUGAUUAUUGUUUCUGUGGACGCCUACUAUUUUGUUUUCCUGUGAAUUUUUAUGUGCCACUCUCAUUCCUGUGCGGUGAUAAUGUCACAUCCUGCGGGUUCUAUGGUAGCACUAUGAUUUUGUAUAGGUGUUUGUGAUGCUGAUGUCAAAGCCAGGCUUCUUUUGUCCCUCCCAAGUAUUUUUAAUGUAUUUUUACUGGUGAUUGCGUACAAUAAUGUCAUAGUUGGUUUCUAAUUUAGCCACGAUAAAUAGAGUAUCAGUGCAAAGAACAGACAUUAUGAUCACUGAGUGACUGUCUAUGUCUAAAACAGUGAAAGCACAUUUGAUAAGGCAAUUUGCAGUUUUAUCUGUUUUGUACCAUCUUUGCUUUUAUAUCUGCACUGCGGCAUAUAGCUUGGCUUUUAUUUUAUGGCACAAUUAUGAUUUUGUAUUUUAAAUCAGCAAUAUAAGACUGAUUAGUUCAAAGCAUGUGUUGCUGAUUGCCUUUAUUAAAGGGGUAGUUUACCCAAAAAUUGCAAUUCUGUCAUUACUUACCUUCAUAUUGUUCCAGUUGGAAAAAGAGCAGCGUCAUGGGUUUUGGAACAACAUUAGGGUGAGUAAAUAAUGACAUCAUUUUCAUUUUUGGGUUAACUAUCCCUUUAAACAGAGAUCUGUUUAACAGACACACAUGAAAGAGGGCUGACAGCACAGCACAUGCGAUCUUUAGAUUUGACAAAAUCCGAAUGUUUAUGGCUUUCUCAUUAUUUGCCUUAACAGCAAUUGUUUGGACUGAGACUUGGAUGCCAGUUAAAUCAAGAUAUCUCUAGAUGUCAUCAAUAUCAGUUUAGUCUCUUCGUACUAUUUUAUCUUAUCAUGGAUACAGGUGUUUAUGGCUUAGAGUGUACCAAAGUUUAAAGACUUUUUAUUUCUCAUCUAUUCACAAUCAUCUGUAGCCUUUGUUGUUUUAAUUUUUUUAUAAGUUGUUUGAAUAAGCUUCAUAUCAAAUUAUCUAGCUUAAAGUGUAAAAGGUUACAUAAAAAGGCAGCUGAUGGUAAGUCUGUCAUCUAAAGGAUGUUUUUUGUUUUUAAUCUGUGAAUGGUACUGUUUUUCCUACUUGGACGUUCUGACUCUUAUGUGCCAAACACCACAAGCUGAUGACAACACAAAUGAGGACUGUAUUCUUUGUUCACAAACUUUAUUUUGUGAGAGACUUGUGUUGCCUUUGGUUGCUGAUUUAAAGCAUGUGACAAAGUCACAUCGCAGCCAAAGGGAGGCUGGCACCGCCCUUUCUGAGCAUGAUGGACACAGCAGGAAAUGCCUUUGAACUGUAAAUAUAGCCAGACUGCCAAGUUCAAAUCGUCAUAUUGCUCUUCUCUUCUCUCUCUCUCUCUCUCUCUCUCUCUCUCUCUCGCUCUCUCUCUCUCUCUCUCUCUCUCUCUCUCUCUCUCGUUUUGCUUCUAUAAUUCUCUCUGCCCACUUGUGAUCUGUUGUCUUGCAAUGACCGUGUCAAUGGCUUAUUGUAAAGCUUCUUGUUUGCCUUUCUUUACCAGGUAGUGCCUUAAAGAAUACGAGUAAUAAUGAUUGUGUGGUGAUUGUCUGCAUUAAAAAAUCGCAAUAGGGACAUUA